CUAACGAUGAUAACAUCGCCUGAAAGAAUGAGGCGAUAGGUUGAUGAGCACUGAGAGGGGAGAAAGCAUGACAUGUUGAAUUAGGUUGAUCGGCAGACUCCAGUGACACGGCGGAACAACGGAUUCACAGCGACAGCCCGAUCAGAAAAAGAUCUCACAUCCAUACAGUGACUGACUGACUAUCUUAUUCAACAAUCGGCCAACCUCCAACCUGAACUCACCACUUACACCACACACCACACACCACACACCGCAUCACAAUUCUUUCUAUUAUCGACUGCCUGCCUCAUCGAGAGGCCCGCCAUGUUCUUUUCCCAAGUGCCAGACGAGAUAAUUCAACAUUUGCUCUAUUAUAUCCCCCCAGAAGACAACCUCUCUAAUUUCCAACUUGUCUCACAUCGCCUAAGGCAUCUGGCUAAUGAACCGCUUCUGUGGAAAUAUCAUUGCCGAAGCAAUUUUAGAUUCUGGCAUCCCGAGCACAACCUGCAGCGCUGUCUAAAGGGUAGGGCGUCUGAUACACCGUGGAAGAAAUUAUUCAUCUUGCGGAAGUUCCGCAAUGAACAGCUUAAACGUCUCUUGGGCGAGAUCCUUGUAACCAAAGUUGGCCGCCUAAAGCGAUAUGAAAAAGUUUGCCAACUUGGUUAUGACGCCAAAGAUUUUCUCCUAGAGCAGUGCAAAGCAGACGAGAAUACCGAAGAUGUCUUGGCUCGACGAUAUUACAGUCAAUCCUUGCUGGAUAGUAUCCACAGAUCUAUCGCCAUUGAUGAGUGGUACAACAUUCAACUUGCGACCUCGACUCACAAUGGCCAACCACAGAGCCUCAGCCUUGAGCGCGCUCUUGGGGCAUUCGAUUUAUUCGUUCUGCACGACCAGCCCGGAGAUCUGGACGAUAUUAGCGGUAUUCUUGAUAAUCUGGCGGCCGAGUUUCUCGAGACUCAACCAGACAUUGGUGAAAUGUCAACGCGACAAAAGGCACUGGAAUUAAAUCGAUGGCUGCGAAUGAAUAACCUCACAGGUUUGCGGAAUCCUGAGACAAGCUAUCGAAACCUCAGAAAUUGUCUCAUCGGCCAAGCUCUGCGCCAUGAAGAUCACGACUCGAUUCCUAUCAUCUCGAGCGCCAUCUUUUGCUGUCUCGCUCAGCGUUUGGGCGUCGAAGCACAAUGCUGUGCAUUUCCAACUCAUGUACAUGCUAUAGUGCUUGCAGAAAAAGGAAAGACUCUAGACAGCAACCCUGUUACGGAGGACAAUGCACCUCCAGAGAGGAUGUACUUAGAUCCCUAUGGCUCGAGUGAGGAGAUCCCUCUGGCUGAUUUACAGGCUUUGCUGUCCCGUUUUGGCUGGCAGUCGAGCACCGAUACCUUCUUGUCUCCCGUGAACCCUGUCGCCAUUGCCAUGCGGACAGCGCGCAAUAUCAGAGCCACCGCUGCCAGGGUAAUUGGCGCCCACGAGCAGGCUGACCCCGAACUUACUAGACUCAUCACCGGCAACGAUCCAGCCAAUAUCGAGGCCUCCCUCUACUCCGCACUCUGGGCGUCUCUUCUUCUUACACCGGUCGACUCCUUCGAAUGGGACGAGGUUUUGGAACCUUUCCUUAACCGAUUUGCAAAGAGCUGGCACGUAGAUGCCUGGCUCGUUGAGAAGUACAUAUUCCCUUUGUACGAUCGCUUUGGCCCCUUUCGUGAGAGAUUCAUGAGGAACAAUCCCCGUAGGUGGGAAGAUCCUCAUGAGGUCUUAGAUCUUGUGGAUGAGUUUGAUGACGUUUCACCGCCGGUGUUUCGCAGGGAUAGCGCGAGGACCCAAAAUGUGCUCUACAAGAUUGGGCAGGUCUUUAGACACCGACGAUAUGGCUGGAUCGGUGCUGUUAAUGGGUGGACCGACCAGGGUACGAGGCGUUUGCCCGUGCCACACACCGUGGCUAUUGACGAGACGCUGGACGAUAACAGCGAUACAGAAUUACCUAACCGGGUGCGUCCCCGAAACCAAACAUUUUACACAUGCCUGUAAGUCUUCUAAACAUCUCUAGUUCUCAUUUACAAGCUGACGUACACCUAUAGACGCACAAUAGGCCCUGAGCGGCAUGUUGUUGCAGAAGACAAUAUUGUGUUGAUUCAGGAUCCGAGAGAGGUCCCGGAAUCUUUGUUUCCCCAGGCUGGGAAGUUCUUCAAGAGAUUUGAUGCUGAGACUUGCACCUUUGUGUCCAACCUUACGGAGCAGUACCCGGACGAUUAAAGGGUGUUGAGAAUCAUUUCUUUUAUGUUGGUUAUCACGAUUUUUACUCUUCGAAAUGCAUGCAUGGUGUUCGGCAAGCUUUAUUACGAUGGACGGCGAGUAGUAUCUCCUUAGAGAAGAUCAUGGUUCACGAUACAGGUGGUUUAUGCAGCGAAAAGGUGUGCAGAGUAUUGCUUCAAUAUAAUUGGUUUCAAUAGCAUGAGUAAGCAGACUCUUCAGGUACUACGUAUGUUCUAAGCACUCUAAGCUCUUUGU
Fusarium verticillioides 7600 is the source of this 2484-nucleotide messenger RNA. RefSeq lists its product as hypothetical. The transcript is spliced from 3 exons. Gene Ontology annotation, molecular function: DNA binding; protein binding. The record is from RefSeq and is a predicted model, not a curated record. Bases 304 to 2004 code for a protein of 566 amino acids. NCBI's taxonomy places the organism in Eukaryota, Fungi, Ascomycota, Sordariomycetes, Hypocreales, Nectriaceae.